UCAGCACUGCCUGAGUAAGAACUUUGCGCUGCUCCUCUCAAUUCUCUUUCACUCUUUAAACAUAGUAAGGAUGCUAAAGCGUCACCAGCUCCACCCCGGAAUGCUUUUAUUACUCUUAUGGCUCUGUUAUUUUAUGGAAGAUCAAAAAGUGCAAGCUGGUAACUGCUGGCUACAGCAAGGCAAUAACGGGAGAUGUCAGGUUCUCUACAUGCCUGGGAUGAGUCAAGAGGAAUGCUGCCGAAGUGGGAGACUCGGUACAUCCUGGACUGAGGAAGAUGUGCCAAACAGCACAUUAUUCAGGUGGAUGAUCUUCAAUGGCGGUGCUCCAAACUGCAUACCUUGUAAAGAGACAUGUGAUAAUGUGGACUGUGGCCCUGGGAAAAGAUGUAAAAUGAACAGGAGGAGUAAGCCUCGCUGCGUCUGUGCGCCAGACUGCUCCAACAUCACCUGGAAGGGGCCAGUGUGCGGCUCAGAUGGAAAAACAUACAGAGAUGAAUGUGCUCUUUUGAAAUCGAAAUGCAAAGGGCACCCUGACCUGGAGGUGCAGUAUAAAGGCAAAUGCAAAAAGACCUGCCGUGAUGUCUUGUGUCCGGGUAGUUCAACUUGUGUGGUGGACCAGACCAACAACGCCUACUGUGUGACAUGCAACCGUAUCUGCCCAGAGGUUACGUCUCCAGAGCAGUACCUUUGUGGCAAUGAUGGGAUUGUCUAUGCUAGUGCGUGUCAUUUAAGGAGGGCCACAUGCUUGCUCGGUAGAUCAAUUGGAGUGGCAUACGAAGGGAAAUGCAUCAAGGCCAAGUCGUGUGAUGACAUCCAGUGUAGCACAGGGAAGAAAUGUCUAUGGGAUGCCAAGAUGGGUCGUGGGCGCUGUGCAGUUUGCAUGGAGUCAUGCCCAGAAAGUCGCUCGGAGGAGGCAGUGUGCGCUAGCGACAACACCACAUAUCCCAGCGAGUGUGCCAUGAAGCAGGCCGCUUGCUCUUUGGGGGUUCUCCUGGAGGUUAAGCAUUCAGGAUCUUGCAACUCCAUUACUGAAGACCAGGAGGAUGAUGACGAUGAGGAAGACCAGGACUACAUGGCUUAUAUCCAUUUAUCACCAGUACUGGAUGGAUAAAGCACCAUCAACCAGUGGAACAGUCCUAGGGCAAGAAAUCAUGUCCACACUGUACAUAUGUGUAUGCUAAUUUAUUUUUCAGAGGAAAAAAAGAAGUAUACAUGUAGUUCAGUCUGCUCUAUGUUUAUUUAUACAGUGUUCUGUUUUAUAAUUUAUACAUUUACAGUGACUGUCUUCCUGUCUAUCUUGUUAUUUUGUUUUUACUUUUGUUUACUUGUCUUUUUCUCUUUUUUUUAUGACUAAGAAAUAUAUUUGUCCAAAGAGAAGCAGUGUUAUUUAUUGUGAGGUAAAAUGCUAUCAUGUAAAGUGUGAGUCUUCUGCAAGCUGUAAAUUGCAUUCCCUGAGCUGUAUAAAUGCUUAUCAAUGUCAAUUCUGUAUCACAGAUUUUUAUUUCACACAUAUCUGCAUGUUAGCUUGUGAGUUUAUUUAUUGGAGAAAAAAAAAUGGAAACACACAGGAUAAAAAAAAAAAAAAAUGUCACUCUUUAAUGUACAUGAAUAUUUCUGGUUUUGGGGGAUUAUUUUUUUUUUUGAAUUGCUCUUCAAGGUUUUGUGAUGGUGCAGCAGGAUAAUAUUGAAAAUGAGUCAUUUCUCAUAUACUGUAGGACACCCCUGACAAUUAAGGCUGGCAUCACUCAACAGCAGCAGUUUAGGUUUUUGGCGAUAGAACAGAAAUUUGCAUUAUGUGAUACUUGUUUGAGAAAACUGUGCCAUUAUGCUUUUUUGUCUUGUUUUUGCCAACAUACUGCUCCAUAUUGCUCUUGCAGAGCUAACAAAUGAAAAGAUAAAGGACUAAGUAUCAAUAUAUAAAACGUUUCACUAUGUUGUCAAAAUGCAUUUUUUUUCAGACAUCUCAAGAUAAAAACUAAAUUCAGUUAUAAAUAUAUAGUUUUGUAUUUUUUUAUGUAAAUGUCAUAUGUAUAUACAAAGUGUGAUGUAUUUGUACAGAUAUUAAGAGUGAAAUCAAUAAA
This is a messenger RNA of Xyrauchen texanus (razorback sucker), 2081 nucleotides long. It is a transcript of the gene fsta, whose product is annotated as follistatin a. Gene Ontology annotation, biological process: regulation of BMP signaling pathway; multicellular organism development; cell differentiation. The coding region runs from base 71 to 1111 and encodes 346 amino acids. The transcript has 6 exons. Lineage: Eukaryota; Metazoa; Chordata; Actinopteri; Cypriniformes; Catostomidae. Gene Ontology annotation, molecular function: protein binding; activin binding. The record is from RefSeq and is a predicted model, not a curated record.